AUGGACGUCCAAGAGGAGGAGACCCAAGGGAACAUGGAAGUGACCACGGAGGACCCUGAUCUCCCACGUGGCGGUCUGGGCUUUUCUGCGGGUGAGAGCGGAAGCUACCCCGAUGCCGGACAGGUGCCUCUCGCCCCGAAGGCGGAAGGGUCAGGCACUUCCCCCCCAGGAUUUGUACGCCCAAUGGUGCAGCCAAUGGUGCUCCAGCCGGUGCGCUUCAUGCUGGACCCCGAGAACCAUGCGUUCAGCAAGUUGGUGGCUUUCCGGGCUUCGUAUCCAAGCAUUUCCCAAUUACUUGGUGAAUAUGCUCCAAUAAUGCACCGAGGAGGAGCUGAUGGACUUAUUCUCCCGCUUCAUGCACCUGCCCCUGUCCGAAGCGGUUGCCCGAUGAAGGCACUUCGGGGACGAUCCAAAGAUGGCUUGGGUGCUGCUACCUUGAAGACGAGGAAGGGCACCAAGGUCCCCUACGAACCGCCAUCGGCUUCCUACACUAUGGAGGGGAUAGUCUGGAACUUGGUGCCACUAGAUGGUAAGCCCACUUGGGUGCAGUCACCCGACACAGCGAAGGGUGCCGUCGGCCCCGAGAGCGACGUUGGGACGUCAUCAAAGUUUGCCAAAUCCAUUGAUGCCAUCCAAUUUGCUCAGGCACCAGCAGCGACGUGUUCCUUGGACGAAGUGACCAUGGCUGACGUGGUUCCCAUGGCCUUGCGGAUGAGCAUGCGGGAGGAAGUGCUGGGGACGAGGACGCCAAGGAGGCUGCCGAACUUCUCCUUGAGCAGAAGCGCAACUUCAAGGCCCGACAAGGCUCUGGACAUUCAGAGCAAAGCCAUCCACAAGGCAGACCAGGACGACGAGGAGGGCAUGCAUUCGGUGGCCGACAGCGAGGCCUACAGCAAGGGAGUGGAGAUGCUGCGGAAGACCAACCUGGAGAUCUUGCGCCAGAAGAUGAAGGAGUCGUUGCUGGACAACCAGUCCAACACCCUGGAGGCCAUUGUCCAGAUGACCGCACCAAAGCACACCCUAGUGCUGGAAUUUUUGGAGCUCGUGAUCCAGAAUACUGCUAUGACUAUGACAUCGAAAGCCAUUGAGCGAGCCCUGGGCCGUCUUCAAUGGGCCACGGCGGUGUGCCCCCUGACAAAGAAUCUCAAGCAACCAUUCUGUGCAUUGAAAAUGGCGGUAACCUCUUCAGGCCGACCACCAAAGACGGUUCGUUUGCUGGCCCUGCUGAUGAAGUUCCCCCGGGCUUUCAAAGACGGGAAUCCCAAAAAGAGAAUUGCAGCUCUUGAGCUGCUGGGCACUUUGGUGCUGACACACUGCGUUUUGAAACUUCAAGGUAAGACUGCUUCAGCUGUGAAAAUCCCGGUUGGAAGUGAUAACCAGAGCAGCGUCUUCUCGAGCUACCAGUCCCGUUUGUUUUGGAACAGCGGAUAUUUCGACCUGGCACACCUGGUUGCCAAUGUCCAGACUCCUGGGCUCCAACCCACUGCGGAGGACGUGGAGGAAGAGCACCAGAAGCUACAGUAUGAGCACUUGCCUCUGCCGCAGAUUCAGAAGUUGGUGGCCGGUAUGGAGUCGUUGGAGAUGUUUCCGUCCAUGGGUUCGCUGGGACAUCCCUUCACCUGUGCCUCCCCAUGCAGGCACUUUCUCGAAGGCAACUGCCAGGAUGGCGCCUUGUGUGCCUUCUGUCAUCGCUGCAACCCAAUGUCGUUGCAAAGCACGCCACUUGCCUGCGGGCAACGCUUUUACCUGUAAUAUCGUGAUCUUCAGCUUGGCAUUUGCUUGCUCCCAUGUUGGGAAAUAUAUGAUUUGGACAUGAAACUGUAGGCUGUGAGAAUGUGAAAACAAUUCCACUGGCUGACCUGGGGUUGAUCUGGGGGUUCUGUUUGG
Molecule: messenger RNA, 1887 nt
Organism: Cladocopium goreaui
Lineage: Eukaryota; Dinophyceae; Suessiales; Symbiodiniaceae
Source: the annotation of a GenBank genome assembly